CAGAGAUCAGACCAGACGAGCACGAGACCCCCCGUGGGGAAAAACGCUCUGGAGAUCGCUCGAGCUUCCGUGCGGGAGUGUUCCUCCGUCAGGCGUCAGCGUACAGUACACAGAGAGAGAGAGAGAGAGGCAUCACGCGCUCUGACGCAGACUGCUCGCUCCACUCCCCACCGGCCCAUCCAUCCAUCCAUCCAUCCAUCGCCGCCGUCCGCCGGAGAUGCUCGGUCGGCUGGCCGCGCGGCGGCCCCGCCCAGGCAGCGCCCGCGCCGCAGCAGCCUACCGCUCCUCGGCCUCGGUCCUGCCCGACGCGCUCGACCGGAGCUCCGACGCCUACGCGCGCAACGCCGCCGCCGUCGGCGGCCUCCUCUCCGACCUGCGGUCCCGCGUCUCCCAGGUGCUGGGCGGCGGAGGCGCGGGGGCGGUGAAGCGGAACGAAGGGCGGGGCAAGCUGCUCCCCAGGGACCGCAUCGACCGCCUGCUCGACCCCGGGGCCUCCUUCCUCGAGCUCUCUCAGCUUGCAGGAUCUGAUGUUUAUGAGGAAGCAUUACCAUCAGCUGGAAUAAUUACUGGCAUAGGACCUGUUCAUGGACGACUAUGUAUGUUUGUGGCCAAUGACCCAACUACAAAGGGGGGUACAUACUAUCCUAUCACUGUCAAAAAGCAUCUGCGGGCGCAGGAAAUAGCUUCUGAAUGUAAAUUGCCGUGCAUAUAUCUUGUUGACAGUGGAGGUGCUAAUCUCCCAAAGCAGGCAGAAGUUUUUCCUGACCGUGAUAAUUUUGGUCGAAUAUUCUACAAUCAGGCUAAGAUGUCUGCAGAUGGUAUUCCUCAGAUUGCAGUAGUUUUAGGUUCUUGUACUGCUGGCGGGGCUUAUAUUCCUGCAAUGGCUGAUGAAAGUAUAAUAGUCAAGGGAAAUGGAACAAUAUUUCUAGCUGGUCCACCCCUUGUAAAGGCUGCUACAGGGGAGGAGAUAUCUGCUGAGGACCUUGGUGGAGCAUCAGUGCAUUGUAAAAUAUCAGGAGUCUCUGAUCAUUUUGCACAAGAUGAACGGCAUGGUCUUGCGCUGGGAAGGAACAUUGUGAAGAACCUCCAUUUGGCUGCUAAAGAAACAAAUAUACACAAUUCUGCUUGUGAUUACCAAGAACCAUUGUAUGAUGUACAGGAACUUCGCUCAAUUGCACCAGCUGAUACGAAGCAAUCUUUUGAUAUUCGCUCAAUAAUAGCUCGUAUAGUCGACGGAAGUGAAUUUGAUGAAUUCAAACAAUUGUAUGGAACAACACUAGUGACUGGUUUUGCAAGGAUAUGCGGGCAGCCAGUUGGAAUUAUUGGAAACAAUGGCAUUUUAUUUACCGAGUCAGCACUAAAGGGUACCCACUUCAUUGAGUUGUGUGCUCAACGCAAUAUUCCUUUGAUAUUCCUUCAAAAUAUUUCUGGAUUCAUGGUUGGGUCGAAAUCUGAAGCAAGUGGGAUUGCGAAAGCUGGAGCAAAAAUGGUUAUGGCAGUUUCCUGUUCAAAGGUUCCUAAAAUUACCAUAAUUGUUGGUGGGAGUUUUGGUGCUGGGAAUUAUGGAAUGUGUGGACGUGCAUACAGCCCGAAUUUUUUGUUCAUGUGGCCAACUGCUAGGAUAUCUGUUAUGGGUGGUAUUCAGGCAGCUGGCGUUCUUGCCCAAAUAGAGAAGAACAACAGGAAAAGGCAAGGAAUGGAGUGGACCAAGGAUGACGAAGAAGCCUUCAAAGCCAAAGUCGUCGAGGCUUAUGACAAGGAAGGAAGCCCGUAUUACUCGACCGCUAGGCUUUGGGACGACGGGAUCAUAGACCCUGCAGAUACUAGACGGGUUCUGAGCCUUUGCCUCUCUGCUUCGGCCAAGCCGGUUCCAGAAGACACGAAAUACGGCGUGUUCAGAAUGUAAAAUCAUGCAUGUAUAGUGCACAUCCCUGUAAAAUAAAACUCGCUUCGAUGCUUCCAAUAUAUGUGUUGAAAUGAAGCGCUUAUUCUAAGUUUGUUUCUCGGAAA
Messenger RNA from Hordeum vulgare subsp. vulgare (domesticated barley), 2010 nucleotides. RefSeq names its product methylcrotonoyl-CoA carboxylase beta chain, mitochondrial. The coding region runs from base 218 to 1906 and encodes 562 amino acids. The record is from RefSeq and is a predicted model, not a curated record. Gene Ontology annotation, biological process: L-leucine catabolic process. Gene Ontology annotation, cellular component: mitochondrion; methylcrotonoyl-CoA carboxylase complex. Gene Ontology annotation, molecular function: methylcrotonoyl-CoA carboxylase activity. The transcript is spliced from 10 exons. NCBI's taxonomy places the organism in Eukaryota, Viridiplantae, Streptophyta, Magnoliopsida, Poales, Poaceae.